This is a messenger RNA of Paramecium primaurelia, 1447 nucleotides long. NCBI's taxonomy places the organism in Eukaryota, Ciliophora, Oligohymenophorea, Peniculida, Parameciidae. The record is from the annotation of a GenBank genome assembly.
AUGUAAUCUUUUGAAGCAAAAUUGGCUAAAUUAAAUUGCAAUAUACAUGGUUUAGAAAUAUUGUAUGUGAAUAUUGGUUAAAAUAUUACAAAUAAGAGAGCAUUAUGCAAAUAAUGUAGAUGCAAUGAUAUAUAAUUACAUAGAAAUUAUCUUAAUGAAGUUUUGCAAGAUUAUAUUGAUAAAAGAAGGAAAGAUGCUAUAAAAUUAAUAUAAUCAUUAUAGUUUGAGUUCAAUAGAAAAUAUGAAUAAAUUAUAGGUCUACUAGACAAGAUUAAAGAAAUGUUUGAUAGUAAAUUAAAAGAAUUUACAGAGAAAGAAUAUUUAAGUGAAUUUUAAGAAAGAUUCUUUGGAUGGGGUAAUUUGACUUUGAAAGAUGUAGAAGAUUUAGGAAUUAUGUUAUCAAAAGAUGUUGAAUUUAUAGAAGAUUAAGUAUCAAUAAAAGAAAUAGAAUUUAAAAGCAAUGAUUUAGAAGAAUAUGUUGAAGUUUUAUCUAAUGUUUUGGGUGAUUUAGAGGAAUUAAAUAUAAAUUAAGAGAAAUUAGUAAAAUUGGAUAAGACUUUGCCAAAAUAUGAAAGAGAAAUAUCUCAAUUAGAUUUAUCAAAAGAUGAGGAUAUGGCUGCAGUAGUGACUUUAAAUACAGAUAUAGAUAUAUGGAAUCUAUAAACAAUGAAAAAGACUGUUUUAAAAGGACAUGAUGAUAUAGUUAAUGCUAUAGUUUUCAGUAAAUAUAGUAAUACUUUAAUUACUGGUGGGAGAGAAGGGACAAUAAAAGUUUGGAAAUGUGAAGGGAAAUGGAUAAUUCAUGAUAUUUUGAUAGGUCAUGAUGAUUGGAUAACAGCAUUAUGUAUAGGAAAUUAGGAUUAAUUAAUUGGAUCUGCUAGUAAUUAGGAAAUAUUAAUUUGGUCAUAUAAAUCAGAUCAUUAUGUAAAGAUUCAAAAGUUGUUAGGACAUGCUGAUUCUAUUUAUUCAUUAGGAUUUCUUAAUUAAUGUGAAUAUUUAAUAUCAGGUAGUUAUGAUAAGACUGUUAGAUUAUGGGAGAGAAAAGAGAAAUAAUAAUGGAAUUUCAAAUAGCAGUUUUAUUAUCAUUCAGAUAAAGUACAAUCAAUAGCUUGUUCUAAUAAUACAUUAUUUGGUUCAUGUAGUUGGGAUCAAUCAAUUAGAUUAUAUGAUUAGAUGACAGAUGAUUCUUAUGAUUGUAUACAAGUAUUGUAUGGUCAUCAAGGGAAAGUAUAUUAAAUAUAAUUCAAUAACGAUUCUAAGAUUUUGUAUUCUUGUAGUCAUGAUAAUACAAUAAAAUUAUGGAGUCAAUUAUAAACUAAUUUUUGGGAGUGUUUCCAUGAAAUUAAACAAGAUUUCCAUAUAAAAUUUAUAGGAAUAAGAUAAAAUUGUUUGAUUUCAUCGAAUUAUUAUGAGAUUUAUGUUUAUAAAUAAGAAUAAAUCAAUUGAU